Parus major (Great Tit) is the source of this 2270-nucleotide messenger RNA. RefSeq names its product rap guanine nucleotide exchange factor 3-like. The transcript has 20 exons. NCBI's taxonomy places the organism in Eukaryota, Metazoa, Chordata, Aves, Passeriformes, Paridae. The coding region runs from base 1 to 2193 and encodes 730 amino acids. Gene Ontology annotation, cellular component: plasma membrane. Gene Ontology annotation, molecular function: guanyl-nucleotide exchange factor activity. The record is from RefSeq and is a predicted model, not a curated record. Gene Ontology annotation, biological process: positive regulation of GTPase activity; Ras protein signal transduction.
AUGGGCGCCUGCUCCGAGGGAACCUCGGGAUGGGAUGGAAAUGAGGAUGGGGAGAGGAGGAGGAGGAGCCACGACGCUCCCGUUCCUCCUCUCAGCUUCCACCUGCUGAGGGUUUUCCACCUUUUGACCCAAAAUUUGCCUUCCGGGCCCUCGGCACUGCCCAGCCCGGGCAGCAGCUGCGGGGUUUGGGUUCUGGAUUCGGGAUCUGCGGAGUUUCCCCCUCCCCGGGUGAAGAGCUGGGGGUGCCAGGGUCCCCCCACCCCCGAGGGGGGCACAGCAGAGCCCCCACAGCCACCAACCCCCUCCCCUUUGGUUUUCCAGACGCCGCUCCUGGACUCGGAAUCCAGCCUGGACUGUGGACACAGCAUCACCCAGGCAUCCCCGGAGAAGAUCUGGAGAGCCGGCAAACUCCUCUUCGCCCACCUCAGCACCUCCCGGCCCGGCCUCAUCCGCGACCACAAACACCACCUGCGGCACCACCGGCAGUGCUGCUCGGGGAAGGAGCUGGUGGAUUGGCUGCUGAGCUCCGGUGCCGCCGUCCAGACGCGCGGCCAGGCCGUGGGCAUCGGGCAGGUGCUGCUGGANGUGUCCCGAAUCCAGGGAAUCCUCUGGGGGAGUGGGGAGUGCGGGGAGCGUGUCCCGGAUCCAGGGAAUCCUCUAGGGGAGUGGGGACACGAAGGGGACGAUUUCGGGCAGCUGGCGCUGGUGAACGACGCCCCUCGGGCCGCCACCAUCCUCCUGCGGGAGGACAAUUGUCACUUCCUGCGCGUGGACAAGCAGGACUUCAACCGCAUCCUCAAGGACGUGGAGGCCAACACGGUGCGGCUGAAGGAGCACGGGAAGGUGGUGCUGGUGCUGCAGAAGGACCUGCAGGGGGGCGGCGGCCAGGCGGCCUCGGCGCGGAGCAGCAGGGUGAAGCGGGAGCUGGCGGCCGUGCUGAUGUUCGAGGGUCACCAGCGUGCGGGGACAGUCCUGUUCAGCCAAGGUGACAAAGGCACCUCCUGGUACAUCAUCUGGAAGGGCUCGGUCAACGUGGUCACCCACGGCAAGCUGGGCGGGCUGGGACAGGAACAGGGCCAGGAACGGAGGAGGCCUCGAGCGAUGGAGAACGGUGACGGCAGCGUGUCCCCCCAGCCCAAGCCCCGCAGCUCGGGAAUGUGGCUCGGGACCCCCGAGGAGGCGAUCCUGGACAGCACCAGCGCUCUGAGAGCCCAGGACAAAGUGCCCUACGAGAUUUUCAGGGCCGACCACUCGUGCCUGGUGUCGGUGCUGCCCGUGAACGCCUCGGUGCGGGAUGUGCUGCGGGCCCUGGCGCCGCGGCUGGGCCGGGACCGGGAGCACGUCCUGGUCAAGGUGAACUCGGCCGGAGAGCGAGCCGUGCUGCCGCAGGACGCCGUGGGGGUCUUCACGGCGCUGGGGCUCAACGAGAGGCUCUUUGUGGUCACCGCGGACGAGCUGGGCAACCUGACCCCCCACCCUGAGCAGCUGGGCCCCCACGCCGGCUCCUCGGACAGCCUGGACCUGAUCAGCUCCAAGGACCUGGCCAGCCACCUCACCGACUACGACUGGAACCUCUUCAAGAGCAUCCACCAGGUGGAAAUGAUUCACUACAUCGUGGGGCCGCAGAAGUUCCACGAGGUCACCACGGCCAACCUGGCGCGGGUGAUGCGGCGCUUCAACGAGCUGCAGUUCUGGGUGGCCACCGAGCUGUGCCUGUGCCCCGAGCUCGGGCGGCGGGCGCAGCUCCUCCGCAAGUUCAUCAAACUGGCGGCACAGUGUCCCCCCCACGCCCAGGACCCGUCGUGGAACCACCGCGUUUAUCGCCUGGCCGUGGCCAAGAUGAGCCCCCCCAUCAUCCCCUUCAUGCCCCUCCUGCUCAAAGACAUGACCUUCAUCCACGAGGGCAAUCGCACGCUGGCCGAGAACCUCAUCAACUUCGAGAAGAUGCACAUGAUGGCCAAGACCGUGCGAGUCCUGCAGCGCUGCCGGGGCCACGCACACGCACCGCUGUCCCCGCUGCGGAACCGCUCCCCGCACCGGCCCGAGGACCCCAAGGCCGUCAGGAUCUCCACGUGCUCGGAGCAGUCGCUGAGUGUGCGGAACCCCGUCUCCACCUGGGCCUACCUGCAGCACCUGAGAGCCAUCGACAGCCAGAGGGAACUGCUGAGGCUCUCCCGGGACCUGGAGCCCUGAGCGGGGCCGGAGCAGGGGUGGGGGCUCGGAUGGGGAUGGGGCCUCAGAUGGGAGCCCGGAGUGAGGAUGGGGGCUCG